Messenger RNA from Paecilomyces variotii, 1670 nucleotides. Its product is annotated as putative dihydrolipoamide succinyltransferase. Gene Ontology annotation, molecular function: dihydrolipoyllysine-residue succinyltransferase activity. The coding region runs from base 121 to 1533 and encodes 470 amino acids. Gene Ontology annotation, cellular component: oxoglutarate dehydrogenase complex. The record is from RefSeq and is a predicted model, not a curated record. The transcript has 10 exons. NCBI's taxonomy places the organism in Eukaryota, Fungi, Ascomycota, Eurotiomycetes, Eurotiales, Thermoascaceae. Gene Ontology annotation, biological process: tricarboxylic acid cycle.
CUUUCGCAGUAUAUAAUCUGACCAUUGGACGCGAAGCUUUAUCACAUUAUCUCAUCAGGCCUUGCAGUUUCCAUUGGUCGAGCCUACGGUCCAGUUUCUUCCACCAGCUAUAAAAACACCAUGGCGUCUCGUUUACCGCUUUACCGCUUGCAGGAGCAACAAUUAAUGACUGCUGCGCGUCUGGCGCAGAGGUCUCGCAGUCUUCAUGUCGGAGCCUCGAGAUCUCUGUCGUCCCUUGCCCUGCAGGGACGCGGUGCUGCUGUCCGCCCGGUCUCCAAGCCUAUGCGUUCUGCGCUGCUGAGCGGUUCUAAAGCAAACCUCGAGUCGAACUUGUUCUCUCUGGGCGGCACCCAGGUCCGCACCUACGCCGAUACCAUUGUCAAGGUCCCCUCGAUGGCUGAGUCGAUUACGGAAGGCACACUGAAGCAAUUCUCCAAGCAGAUUGGCGAUUACGUCGAGCGGGAUGAGGAGAUCGCUACCAUCGAAACAGAUAAGAUCGAUGUUUCCGUCAAUGCUCCCGAGUCGGGUACGAUAAAGGAAUUCUUGGUGAACGAGGAAGACACCGUCACGGUUGGCCAGGAAAUUAUCAGACUGGAACUUGGAGGCGAGCCGGCGCCGCCAAAGAAGGAGGAGGCUGGGGAAGGCCAGAAGCAGCCAGCUGAACCGAAGGCCCCCAAGGAGGAGCCCAAGCCAGAGCAGAAGACCGAAGCUCCCAAGCCCGCUGAGGAGAAGCCCAAGGCCCCAUCCGCACCGAAGCCCGAGCCCCCUGCACAGAAGCAGCAGCAGCAGCCUGAGACUACCCAGCAGCCCCAGCCCGGAAGCCGUGAGGAGCGUAGAGUUAAAAUGAACCGCAUGCGCCUGAGAAUCGCCGAACGUCUCAAGCAGUCCCAAAACACCGCCGCUUCUCUGACCACCUUCAACGAGGUCGAUAUGUCUUCGUUGAUGGAAUUCCGCAAGCUGUACAAGGACGAUGUUCUGAAGAAGACGGGUGUCAAGCUCGGCUUCAUGAGUGCCUUCUCUCGUGCCAGUGUUCUCGCCAUGAGGGAAAUCCCUGCCGUGAAUGCCUCGAUUGAGGGCCCGAACGGAGGUGACACCAUUGUGUACAGGGACUAUGUUGAUAUCAGCGUGGCAGUUGCGACGGAAAAGGGUCUUGUUACACCUGUUGUCCGCAACGCUGAGACAAUGGACCUUGUGGGCAUUGAGCAGGCUAUUGCUAACCUCGGUAAAAAGGCGCGCGACAACAAGUUGACCAUUGAGGAUAUGGCCGGUGGUACUUUCACUAUCAGCAAUGGCGGUGUCUUCGGAUCCCUCAUGGGAACCCCCAUUAUCAACCUUCCCCAGACAGCUGUUCUCGGUCUCCAUGCGAUCAAGGAGAAGCCCGUCGCCAUCAACGGAAAAGUGGAAAUCCGACCUAUGAUGUACCUUGCUUUGACCUACGACCACCGUCUUCUGGACGGACGGGAAGCCGUUACCUUCCUUGUUAAGAUCAAGGAAUACAUUGAAGAUCCUCGCAGGAUGCUGCUUGGCGUCUAAGUGUUUGGACAUACAUCUGCCGUCUCUCGGUGCCGGUUCGGUUUUCAUCACCAGGGACUACCUCUUCUGUAGACUAUUAUUCAAUUUCAGGGGAGUCAUAUUGUCUUCUAUCUGUGAGAGCGCUGCAUAUUUCAAUG